CUGGUCAACUUUCUCAAGGUCCACAAGGAGGGUGGAGGCAAGCAGGUCCGGGUGCGAGGCGUGGACGGGACAGGACGCCCAAUCAACCACCUCUACACCAUGCACGAGAGGAAGCUGAAGGGGCACAAGCAGGGAAGUACCUACGCCAAUUGCAUCAAGCUGUGCCACAGAUUUGCCCGGGAUUACGUGGACAACCUCACCGACCGUCUAGAAGACCCAGGGAAGCUGGGGUCGACAAAGCUGUUCCAGGCGGGGAAGUGGCCGAAGAUCAAGGUGCAGCGAGAGAAGAAGUGCAAGGAGAGGCUGCAGGGAUGCAGCAAGUUGUUCCGCAACAAGCUGCCGGGAUCCGACCUCAAGGCAGUGGAGAGGGAGCUCCCGACAUUCUGUGCGAUUAUGGAGAUACACCAUGAGCUGGAGAGCUUCACGCAGGGGCUGUCCAACUUUCUUGGCAGCGCAGACUCAAAGAGGUCCAUGCGGAGGAGGCGCCCUGCGAAGAGCUUGAAGCUGGAUGUGGCAGAGAGGGACAGGAAGGGGAAGCAGAAGGAGGGUGAAGAUGUGGCUGCUAGAAUUGCAGGGGAGAACGAGGAUGAGGGGGAGGAGGAGGAGGAUGAAGUGGAACAGGACCUGGACGAUGAUCAGGGGGAGGAGGAGGAGGAGGAGGACAACCCCUUCCGGUCGGACGAUGACGACGUGGAGGAGGUAUACCACAUUAAGAUGCCCGUGCACUAG
Molecule: messenger RNA, 729 nt
Organism: Closterium sp. Naga37s-1
Lineage: Eukaryota; Viridiplantae; Streptophyta; Zygnematophyceae; Desmidiales; Closteriaceae
Source: the annotation of a GenBank genome assembly